This is a messenger RNA of Coprinopsis cinerea okayama7#130, 426 nucleotides long. RefSeq lists its product as hypothetical. The coding region runs from base 1 to 426 and encodes 141 amino acids. The transcript has a single exon. NCBI's taxonomy places the organism in Eukaryota, Fungi, Basidiomycota, Agaricomycetes, Agaricales, Psathyrellaceae. The record is from RefSeq and is a predicted model, not a curated record.
AUGGCCGACCCAACAAACCAAACCCUGCCAACCCACUCCUACCCUCCACCCUCCCGAAUCCACACCACCCUCUCCCGGCUCACCCACCAAUCCCACCCCUCAUCGUCAUUACCACAAACUCAAUCUAGUGGUUCCGCCUCACGCCUAAAAGCAACCCUCCAAACCCUCCUCACAGGCGGCCGCAAACCCCUCCUGCGCUGGGUCGCUCUACUCAUCAUCCUCUCCCUCACUCUUCUUUUCGUUUAUUUCAAUUUGUAUGGUAGAGGGGAAGGAGGAAAGGGUUGGGGGUUGGGAGAAUGGAGUAGCGGGAUGGGGAGGUUUGAGUAUUGGGAGAGUGUGCAGGAGGGGUUGGGGAAGCCCAAGGGUGGGGUUAUGAUGGUUCCGGGGAGGGGAGGAGGAGGAGGAACUGGUGCGGGUGCAGCGUAG